Messenger RNA from Sinocyclocheilus grahami, 924 nucleotides. RefSeq lists its product as uncharacterized. The annotation marks the transcript as partial. The record is from RefSeq and is a predicted model, not a curated record. The transcript is spliced from 4 exons. Lineage: Eukaryota; Metazoa; Chordata; Actinopteri; Cypriniformes; Cyprinidae.
UUACGGUGCUACAAGCCACAGGAGAACCUCCCUGUUCAUCUGGCUAGGGUUUGUAUGAAAUCUUGCAUGCCAGAGGAAAGAUCUGAUGAGCUGCAGAAGGCCAAGACAUCCAACAGGGAGUGGAUCCGCAAUAACAGGACCUGGGAUUAUCACCAGCUUUGUGAGAUUCUGCCUGACAGGCACUCUCGGGUCAGCAUGGUGAAGGAGCUUCUCCGGCGAGGUUUCUUCAUCAAGAACCAGCCUGAUGACUCUGAACUGGUCUUAGACCCUGUAGGUGCCACCACAACCACCACCACUGUGAUCGCUCCCAGCACUAAAGAUUUCCAAAAGAUUUUGAAGGCUGCAAAAGCAGACUUCCUCCAGAUCUAUGGGAACCUGCUGAAGGGCAGUGAGGUCACGAAUUCUGAAAAGACGAUGUACCGUUACUACUGUGAGGCAAUCUUAAUCUUCCGUCACCAUCAGUGCCCAAGAGCUGUGGAAGGCUUGAUGGAUGCAGAGUGGGUGGCCAGGAUACAGCAUGGUGGCAGGGUUGUGACUGGCGUCAGCAGCCGCAAAACAUCAGCAACAUUUGCCUUGACCAAUAGAGAGGAAGCUUGGUUUCAGAUGUACUUUCAAAAGAUUAGGCCUGAAAACAUUCGGCCUGAAAAAGUCUGCAACAACUUUUUUGUUUCAUCCACUGGCGAUGCUGUUCACAAUGUGUCACAAGACAUGAAUCGCCUACUUGAAAUGUAUAAGCUACCCAUGUUAAAGAGUCAAGAUGUGCGGAAGGCCAUUGAGGCUGCUGCAAAAACGCUCCCAGCGCACCAUCAGGACGCCAUAAAUGAUUAUCUGGCACAUAGAGCUGGUGUGGUCCAAACACAUAGAAUGCGACAGCCUCAGUUUGUUGUGAACACAGCUGUGCUGCUGGACUCCUUGGCGGGGUAA